Molecule: messenger RNA, 735 nt
Organism: Medicago truncatula (barrel medic)
Lineage: Eukaryota; Viridiplantae; Streptophyta; Magnoliopsida; Fabales; Fabaceae
Product: LRR receptor-like serine/threonine-protein kinase EFR
Exons: 1
Coding region: 1-648 (215 amino acids)
Molecular function (GO): protein binding
Source: RefSeq, a predicted model, not a curated record
AUGGUGAAUCUAUUAUCUCGUUUCUUACUUUUUUCUCUAUCAUUGCAUUGUUAUGUGGCUUGCUUAGCUGCGAAUACAAAAAACAUCACAACUGAUCAACAUGCUCUUCUAGCAUUCAAAUCACUAAUUACUUCAGACCCUUAUGAUAUGUUGUCUAAUAAUUGGUCAACUGCAUCUUCUGUAUGCAAUUGGGUUGGUGUAACUUGUGACGAGCGUCACGGUAGAGUCCAAAGUUUGAUUCUCCAAAAUAUGAGUCUUAGAGGUACCGUUUCCCCAAACUUGGGGAAUCUGUCCUUUCUUGUUAUACUUGACCUCAAAAACAAUAGCUUCGGUGGUCAGCUUCCUACAGAGUUAUGUCGGUUGCGCCGAUUAAAGAUUCUUCAUAUCAGCUAUAACGAGUUUGAAGGGGGGAUUCCUGCAGCGUUAGGGGACUUAUCACAACUUGAAUAUUUGUAUCUUGGCGUUAACAAUUUCAGUGGUUUUAUUCCCCAAUCUAUUGGUAACCUUCAUCAGUUGAAAGAAUUGGAAAUAGAUCGGAACAAGAUGUCUGGACCCAUACCUCAAACAAUUUUAAACAUGUCUUCACUUGAACAUAUCAAUUUAGCUGUUAACUACUUUUCAGGUACUCCUAGCUCUAAUAUUAUGUGACAUACUUUGUAUAUUUUUUGUAUUCAUACGAUUCAUGAUUUUAUAAUUUCAGUAUAUAGGAUUUAUUACUCCUACUGUUCCACACUA